Molecule: messenger RNA, 291 nt
Organism: Peniophora sp. CBMAI 1063
Lineage: Eukaryota; Fungi; Basidiomycota; Agaricomycetes; Russulales; Peniophoraceae
Source: the annotation of a GenBank genome assembly
AUGGCACGGUCGCCGACGGGAGACAUCGAGUCCGGCGAACGGCCUGCUCGGAACUCAAUGUCGCUGGGUCUCGACUCGCAUCCAAGCUUCAUCGACCCUAACGCGCGCGCAGGGAAUCAGAUCGUGGGCGGCGAGGGUACGACGAACGAGACCGAGCAUGGCUUAGACAAGGACGUGAUCGGAGAAGUACGCAUUGCUACUAGCGAUGCGGCACGCCUGGCAGACGAAGAGCGUACGGCGCCGCGUCGUGAAUCUUCACAGGCUGGGUUUGAUGUGUCGGGCGAUGUGUAG